Molecule: messenger RNA, 2442 nt
Organism: Syngnathoides biaculeatus (alligator pipefish)
Lineage: Eukaryota; Metazoa; Chordata; Actinopteri; Syngnathiformes; Syngnathidae
Gene: guca1d
Product: guanylate cyclase activator 1d
Exons: 4
Coding region: 1651-2208 (185 amino acids)
Molecular function (GO): calcium sensitive guanylate cyclase activator activity; calcium ion binding
Source: RefSeq, a predicted model, not a curated record
AGCCAACAGCCAAUUUCACAUCAAUGCAAUACAGUGCACUGUUGAGCAACAUUGUGGCAAGGAGACUCACGUAGGCAGGGAAAUACAGGGAUUGUAUGAACUGCUUAUCCUCAUAAGAGUCGUGGGAGUGCUGGAGCCUAUCCCAGCUAUCUUCGGGUAGGAGGCAGGGUACACACUGGACUGGUGGCCAGCCAAACGCAGGGCACAUAGGGCAUAAACAACCAGUUACAGUCACAAUAAUACUUGGGGUUAAUUUAAUGUCUCCAAUUAAUGGAUGUUUUGGGGGUGUGGAGGAAACCACAGUGCCUGGAAAAACCCACGCAGGCACAGGGAGAACACGCAAACUCUAAACAGGUGGUGCCGAAAUUUGAGCCCAGGUCCCCAGAACCAUGAGGCUGACGCUCUAAGCAGUCACGCCAAGGUGACGCCCCAAAGAAACAAAAUAGUGUAGUGGUAAACAAACAAAAUCACGUCUCAAUUCCAAAUGCCAUAAUAGAAAGGUGUAAUUUACCUACUUAAAUCAUGGCCAUUCACCAGCACUGAUAACAAGAGGAUUUCCCCAUCGCUGGCCCCCUUCCACACAGUUCAGCCGCCCUUAAGCCUCAAGACAGUUAAUUUAGGAAAGGACCAGAGGGGGAAACUUGCCCUUUCACUGGAGGUUUAAUCUAAUUUUGAUAAGCACUCUGAUCCGAUAUUCUAUCACACUGUGCCCUCAAAUAAACGCACAAGUGGAAAGUGAACACAAACCUGAGCAGGGAGGUCAAAAACAUAUUGGAAGGAUAUUUGGGGGGGGGGGGGGGUCUUAGUGAGUAAUGACCUCUUUCAAAGUGAAGACAAAGUGUUCAAGGAGUCUUUUGUACCUUCAGUUUAGGAAAUAACCCUAACCCAACACAAGACAGACUACAUGCCAGAACUGUACAUUCCCCACAAAAUUGCUUAAAAUAUCUCGGGUUUGUCAUCCAAAGAUGAGACCAGACAAACAUUUUAUCCUUUGUCCAAACGUAUUUAGGAGUGAAAAUCAAGUAAUUCUGAACCUGAGAGAAUGUUCCUUUAGACUGGGCUAAAGAGCAACAUUUAUUGGUUUUCGACAUGCUUAAUGUCAUACAGUCUACAAUUCUGGUGGAGAGUCUUCUGCGCGGUCGCUUUUGAACAAACGUCACAAGCUAUUGGAACAAAAUGCAGUUAGCUUCGAUCAACCUUUGUGGACGACCACGACCUAAAGAACGGAGAUGUUUCUUGGCACGUUCCAUCGUGAUGACAAAAUGCCGACUCAUGAGGGCAUGCGGUUUGGGCCACCCAGUGGGAAACCUCUCCGUAUGACCACGGUCCGUUAUGUAACCAGGACUGGGGCAGGUAAAGCGGCAUGGGUGCCUAAUCCCAUUACAGGUUUUAUUUCAGGACCAAAUAGGGUUAGAGUGUCCUGAAGUUUGCUCUUCGCCUGCAAUGUCACUCAUGUGGAGCUAUUUGAGCAUCCAAGAGCUUGCUGGCUUCGCUGCCAUGGGGUUUUAGGCUCUUUGGCUCUUUACUCCAAAAAGGGACUGAAUCCUUGCAGCUAGAUUUGGAUGGAGCCCGAAGCCCCCUAAAAGUGUCAAGCUUGACCACCACCUUUCCAUACUAAGACUUUUCUUCUUCCUUGGCACAAAUUGGACGAUGGGUAACCACGGCUCUAACCUGGACGACAUCCUCGCUGAGGACAUGCACCACUGGUACAACAAGUUCAUGCGAGAGUCGCCGUCAGGUCUCAUCACACUGUUCGAGCUGAAGACCAUCCUGGGCCUGAAGGGAAUGACCGAGGAUGCCAACAGCUACGUGGACCAGGUCUUCUACACCUUCGACAUGGAUGGGGAUGGUUAUAUCGACUUUGUGGAAUACAUCGCCGCCGUCAGUCUCAUGCUGAAGGGGGAAAUCAACCAGAAGCUGAAGUGGUACUUCAAACUCUUUGACCAGGAUGGAAACGGAAAGAUUGACAAGGAGGAGUUGGAGACUAUCUUCUCGGCCAUCCAGGACAUCACACGAAACAGAGAUAUCGAUCCAGAAGAGAUCGUCACGCUCAUAUUCGAAAGAAUCGACGUGAAAGGAGAAGGUGAGCUGACCCUGGAGGAGUUCAUUGAGGGUGCCAAAGACCACGAAGACAUCAUGGACAUGUUGAAGAAUCUGAUGGACUUGACCCCGGUGUUGGUCAUUAUUGUGGAGGGACGCAGGUCAUGAGAGGUCAAGCCGACCGGAAAACAAAACAAAAAAAUUGUUUAAAAAAAACUAAUUCAACACUAAGAGACUUGUCUGUGAUGGACCGUUGUCUCCGGCGAUCAGGUGGGCAGAAAAACUCCACACCACAAUUAAUAUCAUUGGCAUUAUAUAACACACAGCUUUGAUUUUCAUUUGACUAAAUUCAGUAUUUAAAAAAUAAAUAAAUAACUUGAUGGCAAACUGUAUUACUUUGCC